AGUUUUUUUUUUAAAUUAUUUUGAAUAUUCGUAAAACAAGUGCAGGAAAAAUAACAAAAGAGGACUGAUUUUAAAAAAUGGCGGCGGGAUAAUUUAAAAAGUUUUUUUAAUAUCGUGAGAUACUGACUUACACCAUGAUCAGGACUAAGUAAAUUGUUUUGUUUUAUUUAAUUGAGCUGAUGACAAAAGUGCGGGAAUAUUUAAAGUGAUUUUGAGUGCGCGCGAAUUGUGAAAUUGUAAAAUACAUUUUGGCGGGAGACGAUAAUGUGCAAGUGUAUUAGUUAUUUUUUUUGUAUUUUUAAAUACUGAUUUGAAAAUGAUGAUGAUGAUUUUACUCGCACGCUGGAUUUAUAAAGUUUUAAUGGGUGGCAAUUGUUUUUGUAAUUGUGUUGAUGUUUGUCCUGUGUAUUAAGUAUUGGAUAAUAAUAAUAAUUAUAAAAAGUGGCUUAAAUGUAAUAUGGCGUACAAGUUUCGUGAGGAGAUCGUGGGAAAGAGGUUCCUAUCAGUGAGUAGUGAUUUCUCCAAGCUAAAAGUGAAUAAAAUCAGUGAGUGGGGUUGGAGAUCGGGGGUUAUACGCGCUGCUAGUCACAGGGAUAAUAAUUGCCAUGAUCUUCAGGUUCUCGUGGAGUAUGACGACGUCGAAUGGCACAGACGAGAGUGGUUAUCACCGCACCGUGAUACAGCUUUUACAUGUUUUCUCAUCGAAAAAGGACUUUUCUGGGCAGAACGUAUCGAUCCUCGACAGAACGGUCUCACUGCCAUCGAUCAGUACAAUCACAACAACCACACAAAUAAUAAUCACCGCAUUAACGGCAAAUCCAAAGGAUCAACAUCCGCAAACACCGUUGCUUGGCCUGCUAUCGCAUUUUAUCCACUUGUAGCAAGAGAAGAUUUGCAUGAAGAUAUGAUGCCAGUUGAAUUUAUAAACGAUAAAAAAUUGGAAUUUGUUGAUUACGAUAAACUAAAACCAUUUACGCAAGAUUGGGAGCUGACAAAAGCAAGUUUACCAUGGGCAAACUCUGUAAGAAGAUGGGCAGAGAUGCAGGAUGGUCAAAGGAUUCUAUUAACCACACCCAGUGUUCUAGUUGGCUUCAGGGUCGAGGUUUAUCGCGCCGAAGGCACUACCCAGUGGUACACAGCCGUCAUUGUUGGUUACAACGAAUCAACCAAGGAUUUGACAGUAACCGAUGACACUGUGCUUGAAGAACACAAUGAAGACCCGAGAUUAGUUCAAAUGCGUUUGAUCGGUGACGGAGUCGUGGAGAGUAUCAUGAGGGGCGAGGUUGUCGGCAUGACGCCGAGGAGGUCGAGGUCGUCGACUGGCCUGAUGACGCACGCAAUUGUCGUCCCUCGAGUGCCAAGAAGACCUCGUGGUCGUCCAGUAACCACAUCGUUAACAGUUACACAACCAGUGUCACAACAAUUAGAAAAAGAUAAAGGAAUUGGUAAAAAAAAUCGCACGCAAAAAGUGAACGAGGUAUCGGUACGUGAGAAAACAGAAUCACGUCAAGAGGAUCGCGAAAACAAAGGGCCGGUGAUAAGUAGCGUUAAACCGAGCAAUCGCGGUCCUCGAUCGUCGGUACUUGAGGAGACCAAUAGUUUAACAAAACUUCGUAAACGUGGUGCCGGUGGUACUGGAGCUGUAACUGGUGGCAGUGCUGGCAGUGGUAGUGGAGCAGGAUCAGGAGUUGGAUUAAAAAACCCUGAGACAAAUCGACGGGUACGCGGUAGACGUGGUCGUCCAACCGAUGAAUCACGUCGAAAUGACCGGGAUCGUUUGAAUGCUACGACAAAAGACAAAGAACCAGUCCGCGAUCAAGAUCACUUGAGAUCCGAGGACGAGGGCGAAACGGAGGAGGAAGAAACUGUUGAAGGGGGAGAGGAAGAGGUUGAAGACGAGAGCGAAGAAGAGUCAGAUUCAAAGCUUAAAACUCGGUUACGAUCCGCGCGGCAAGAUAACGACCUCAACGAGGACAAAAAAGAGGUGAAGCAGGAGAAACACCAGGAGGAUAAAAAAUUUAAGGAGAAAAAAAAAGUUGAGGAGAGUAACGUUAUAGCUGAUACUAGUUUGGCUGAUGUUAAACCUGAAGAAGACGAAAGUGAAUCACGUGAGCGUGAUCGUGAACCUGAACCGCCACCUUCGAUACCCGACACUCUUGAUCCAGGGGGUGAUGAUUGUAAUAUAACUUGUAGUAAGACAAUAAUAACAACAACAGCAACAACAAUUGCGACAGCAAUUAGCAAAGAAGUUAUUAGUAAUUUAAAUAGUGAUAGUGUUACGAAAUUAAAUUUAAGCACGAGUCCCAGUGAUAAGCAGGCCAGUGAACUGGUCGAGCGUACGAAUAAGGACGGCAGCGUGCUGGAGAGACUGAGUCCAUUGAACGCUGGGCCGGGGAGGCUGAACCUGCUCCACGACGAGCAGGAGCGUAGCCGGCACAACGAGAGUCCAGUUAUUCUUGCAGAAAGGAUCAAUAAGCCUCCCGUGUCCGCUUCCGGUAACCUGGUGCACCAGCAUCAACACCAUCACCAUCAACAGCAGCAGCUUCACCAUCAGCAUCAAGAACACCAGCAGCAUCUCCAACAGUACCAGCAUUUGCAUCCGCGUUACACUUCCAGUCCGGUGAUUCACCGACUGGACUCCGUGAGUCCUCACAGUCAGCAUCGCGCGCCAUAUCCAUCUACCCAUCAUCAGCAUCAUCAACACCAGCAUUCCCAGCAGCAGCAGCAGCAUCAAAGUAAUUUAGAGACCAGUGAUAAAUCGCAGGCUUCAAACCACCAUCUGGUCCAGCAUCAGCAGCAGCAGCAACAGCAUCAUCAUCAAUUGUCUUCAUCACGGCACGGUGAUGAGGCCGGUCAUAUCAUGGAGAUGGAGACCGGUGGGAACGGUGCCGGUGGAUUUCCUGGUGUACCAGGUGUCGUCGCCAGUGGCGUCCGUGGCGCUGCUACCUACGGCGACAGUGGUUCAGACAGCGGGAUAAGUUCACUAAGGAGUGCCGGUUCCGGUGAUGAACGUAGCGGAAGUCGUAGCUCAGCAUUAAGCGCUGAAGAAACUACUGCCACGACAACAACAACACCAGCAGCAGCACCAGCAGCAGCAGCAACAACAACAACUACCGUACCCCCAUCACCAGCUGGUGUACCAACAACACCCGCUCGCAUUUGGCACGUACACAGUGUACAGCAUACCUCACUUAUGAUGGCACACACGCCCCAGUCUACUGGUUCAACCAUACCAGUCAGUGCACCACCCGUUGGCUACCAGAGUCCAGCUGCCGUAGCCGCUGCCACUGCUGCCAGCCAUCAUCAUCAUCCGUCUGCAGAGAUGCUCUGGCGACCGCCAAGAUAUCCCCCUCUGCCUCAUGGUCUUCUUGCUCCUGGUCAGCCCAUGCCCGCCGAGGAGCUGCUCGAACGCGAUCGUCAUGAACGAAUUAUUCGAGAGAGAAGAGAAGCUGAAGCACGUGAAUUAGAAAAGCAGCAACAAAGAGAAGCUAAAAUGGAUCUUGAAAAAUUGGAAAAACAAAAAGCCGCUGAACAGGCUGUGCAUAAACAUUUUGAAGAGUCCUUCAGAUUGGCACAUCAAAGGGUACCUUGUGUUUCGCAGAGAAAUAUGUCGACGGCCUCGGCGCCGUGGAGUAACUUUGUAACACUGCCGCCACCAGGAAGCAGAAGUCACGGUGCACCUCCGUCACAUGCGGGUCUACCUUCCCAUGGUCAUCAUCAUCCUGGUCCAGGUGGAGCGACUCAUCCGUCGCAAGUUACUUCCCAGCAGCAGCAGCAUCAACAGCAACAACAGCAGCAAGAGCGACAGAGACGAGAGCGUGAAGAACACGACGCACGGGAACGCGAACGUGAACGCGAUGUUCAGGCACGGGAACGAGAACGAGAGCAUUUGGCGGCUGCCGAGCGGUUGCACAGACAAGCGGAGGCUCGCGAGCACCACAGAGCUGCUGCUUACUAUGCUGCGACUGCUCCGUCUGCUGCUCAACAGGUUUUAAGACCCUCGAGUGUUCCGAGCAAAGUCGAGUACCCGCCGCCUCCAGCGCAUUCUCGUACGUCAAAGUCAUCACUGUCAGUUGUUAAUUUGCAUGACAAACAACAAGUAGUGGGUCCACCACACAGUAGCCUUCCGAAAGCUGAACCAAAUGUUAGUCUGUUCAGUUAUUCAGGAUACCCACCGCCACAAAUGCCGUCUUAUGUUCACGACAUAAAAGUUAAAAAUGAUCUCCAAUUAAAGCCACUGCCGGGUAAAAGUCUUGGCAGUCAUGAACGUGAUCAUCACGGCCGGGAGUUGGUGCAAAAUCAACCACCGCAAUUAUUAUCAGACCACAAGAGUUCGGUUAUUGUAAAAAAUGACCAGGGCCGUGGUAAUGAUUUAUCAAAAGUACCACCACCUCACUCGUCCAGUCCAAAGAUGAUGUCUUACAUGGUGCAACCAGUAGCACCACCACCUCCACCGCCUCAAGUGCCGCCGCAACCGACACACAAAACUCCAGUGGCGUAUGAGUACCGGAGUCCAACUCAGAGUCCUCAUCAUUUGCAUCAUCUGGAGAGCCUGCAGGCCAAAGGAAUACCGAGUCAUCAUCGUUCAGCGUCUGGACACAAUCAGUCGCCUCAUGGGCAUCCAUCGUCACAUUCGCACAAUCGUCAGUCGCCCCACAGUCAACCCCAUCCCCAUCAAACGCCUCAUCCGUCACCACCAGAGUCACGUUACCUCAACAGGCCUGAGCCCGGACUGCUCUAUGCAUCUUCGAAGCCGUCUUAUUCGUAUCCGCACCAACCCAACGCCUCACCGACGUCUCAUUACACAGCGCCGCCGGGUUCUAAGCCAAAAGUAAGCAGUCCUGCGCCACCUCACAUUUACGGCAAUCCAGGUCCAGGUAUUCUUACUGGCACACCCGUGUGCCGCGCAUCUGAACCAGCAGUACCAGCGCCACUCCCAUUGACGUCUAAAGCAACAGGCAGUUCGCCUUACCAGCAAGUGCCUCAUCACCACGGUUCGGCACCUCCAUCUCGAACUCUACCACCACCAGCACACACUCGUCCUCCAUACGACUCACGUGGUCUCCCAGUGGGUUCUUCAUUGCCCGUAUCAAAAUUACCACCACCUUUACACACGUCUCCUUCAACAGUCGGGUCAGCAGCACUAUCGCGACCAACAGUGCCGCAUCCGUCGUUCUUCGUGAGCCCUCAUCAAUCUGGUGGUCCACCAGGGACGUCACCAGUGGUGGUUGUGUCACCAGCUCCUGUUCUUCCGUCUGUCCAAACUCAGCCACUGGAUCUCGGCGUUGAACGAUCGGUCUCACCCAAGCGCAAAGCCUCCACACCGACUGAUCAUCUGGGUCAGUCUGUGUCAUUGGAGAUUAAAAAACGACGUACGGAAGAACCACCCACUCCUUUAUCACUUCAGUGUGUUGGUCCGCCCGUACUGUCUAGGGUGAGUGAACCCAGUCCGUUGAUUGCUUCGGCUGCGACAUCAAUCACUACCGUUGUCAAUAAUGCGCUGCUGGUACAGCCAACGACAAUUAAUCCAACCAUUAAUGCUACUACUAUUAAUAAUAAUCCUAAUAAUAAUAUUAAUAAUAAUAAUAAUAAUAAUAGUAAUAAUAAUAAUACUAGUAUUAAUACUGAAAAUGUUCAAACACAUCAAUUACAACAACAAUCACAGUCACAGUCACAGCAGCAGCAGCUUCAACAAGAGCCAGCUGUUAUUGUUUCUGUGAGCCCGGCACCGCGUACAGCCAGUGCUGAUGGAUCCGUCCGGCCUGCAAGUACUGGUAGUGUUAGUUCAUUACAUCAACAGCAAAUAACAACAAGCUCAGCACCAAGUCCAGCUCCAACAGCUAGUCCAGCUCCAGCAGCAUCGGCACCCAGUCCAGCACCACCAAGUGCACCUGGUACCCCAGCUAAGACACCGGUCAACAACACCGACAGUGAAAAAUCAAACAGUCCGGCACCAAGACCACCCAGUAGGACAAAUUACCCAGUGCACAAACUUAAAAAAGCCUGGUUGCAAAGGCACUCGGGUGAAGAUGGUACUGAAGACACGACUGGUGUUGUUGGCAGUGGGUCAUGUGUUACGUUACCGUUAAAUAGUGCUCAAGCUCCUUCUCAACCGUUACACAAAGAACGUGAAUCAACAACGAGUAAUAGUAAUAGUACAUCUAAUACGACUACUAGUCUACCGAGUGCUGUUAAUUCAAUUCAUAAUAUUGGUAGUAUGGCUGUUAAUAGUAUAAAUAAAACAAAGGCUACUGGCAAAGCUGGUAGGAAACCAAAAGAAACAUUAAAUGGUCACACGAAUGACGGGAAAAAUCUUCAAGAGGAUUCGUCUAGCAGCGAUCCUGAGAGGAAGUCACCGCCUAAAAGAAAACCGCCCAAGGUAAAACGAAAGAAGGGAGCCCCGAGGAGACAACAGGCAGCUGUCGAGGAACAAAGACGUAAAAAAGACGACAAACAAGUAACAGGAAGUACCGGUAGUACAGCAACGGCUACUGCUGCUGGAAGUGAUUCUAGCAACGAAAGCGAAGCUGGAUCCGCUAGCGACACCAGCGAACAACUUACUUCCUCAUCGUCUAUUCAACCUACUCCUAAAAGAAAUACAACUACACUCACCAAUAGCAAUACCAACUCCAAUAAUUCUACUGGAAAUGGAAACACCAACAGGGAGCCGCGAAAAAGAGGCAGACGACCAAAGAACUCGAAAGGAAACGACGCAGCAGGGGGCGAGGAUCAGCCUCGUUCAAAAAAAGACCGUAAGGAAGACAGUUCGAGUGGGAAUGGCGGCGCUGGUGGCGAAGGCGGCGGUAACGGCGGCAAUGGCCAGGGAGGUAACGGAAAAAGUAAUCCCUUUUGCAAACCACCUACAUCCCAGUUAAAAAAAACCGGCGACAGCUGGCUCCAAGAUCUCGCGUGCUGUGAAGUCGCACCAAAAUUAGCCAAGUGCCGUGAAUGCCGUUACCUCGCCAAAAGUCCACUUUCGAGAAUUAAAAAACAAACGGUCUUCUGUCGUUUCUAUGCAUUUCGUCGGCUUCGAUACACUAAAAAUGGCCAAUUAGCUAUUGCCGGAUUUAGCGACCCGCUUAAAGAUGCAUCUGAGGAAGACGUACAAUUGUGGUUGCCGGGUAACUUGGAUCAACAUUCAAGAGAAAAAGAUGAAAAAACCGAGAAAAAUGACAAGGACAAAGGCGCUGACAGAUUAGAUCUCGACAAGGAAAUGGCCUAUCGGUUGUUACGUCAAGUGGGCGAUCAGUUCUGUGAUCUUUUGCGUCAGGAAAAGGAAGCGCUUUCUGAGCAUAUUGCUGACGCGGAUAAUGGACUUGUAGACAGCACAGUUGCGUGGAAACGAGUUGUCCAGGGUGUACGUGAAAUGUGUGACGUAUGCGAGACAACACUUUUCAAUUAUCACUGGGUCUGUGCCAAAUGCGGGUUCGCUGUUUGCAUCGACUGCUUCAAGGGACGUAAAAAUGGUACGGUAACAAUCUGGGGUGAGAGUGGCAAAGACCGCGACGACUUUGGAUGGUUACUUUGCACAAAUCGACAAGUCCAUGCGCCAGAUCGCUUAAUGUUGACCCAAAUAAUAGCCGGCGACAGUUUACCUCAGUUGGGACAACGUCUGCACGACGUAAGAGCGGAAUGGGGAAUUCCUCAGCACUGUGAUUGUUCUCUAGUUUCCUCGACACCACCGAGCGAUGUUCUGCGUAACUCAAUAAAAGGUGACUCGGUAACAGUUUCAACCAACGGUAAUAUCAAGCAAGAAAUAAAAGAAGAAAAAUCCGGUGAUACUGCUAACGGUUCAUCCGACAGUAAAACAAACGGCGAAGAAAAUUCACCAUUGAAUUGGCUAGCAGACGUCGCGUUACAGAAUCAAGACAAAAAUGACAGCGGUUCGAGUUCUGAUUCCGACGAAGAUCGCGACGGCAAUUACUCGACGUUGCGCGAGUUAUUGAUUCGUCCAUCUCACAAACCAAAUGGCACAGGUUCAAGAUCUAAUUCUCCUACGAACGUCAAUUCACCAGGACCUACAAGCAACAAUAUUGUAAAACAGGGUAAAAAAUCAAAGAUGGACGCACUCGACGAAGUGAUAUCGAGUGUAAUUGAACAUACGGCCAAAGAAGAACGCGAGGCUGGUGAGUCUGGUGAAAAAACCUGUGAAUUGAAACAUUUUGUACGCCGCUACAAGUGGACAGAACGUGGACGCGAGCCAUUACCCAUCAGAAUAAUGACUCUGACUGAAAGCAAAAGUCUUUAUCCGGAUGUACCGCACUCUUGGUUGUGUAACGGUAAAUUACUGAGACUCAAUGAGCCUCACAAUGUCAACAAUUAUCGUAUAUUUCAAGACCAGUGGAAACGUGGCCAGCCGGUUAUCGUAUCAGAUGUGUCCAAGUCACUCAACAUGGACCUGUGGCAUCCCGAUUCAUUUGCGCGUGACUUUGGUGAUGAGAAAAAUGAUUUGAUAAAUUGUAUGACCGGUCAUACGGUACCGCACCAGCCGAUGCGCAAAUUUUGGGAGGGUUUCGAACACUUUGGCAAACGCCUCAAAGACGAUAAAGGCAACCCGAUGUUACUGAAGCUGAAAGACUGGCCACCGGGUGAAGAUUUCGCUGAAUUGUUGCCCUCGCGUUACGCAGAUCUUAUGAAAGUAUUACCUCUGUCUGAGUACACGCAUCGUAACGGACGUUUGAAUUUAGCCAGUAGACUACCAGACUGUUUUGUCCGACCGGACUUGGGUCCGAAAAUGUACAACGCCUAUGGCUCGGCGCUGUACUCGAAUAAAGGAACGACGAAUUUGCAUUUGGAUAUAUCUGAUGCGGUGAAUGUUAUGGUCUAUGUUGGGAUACCUCAAGAUGGAGAUAGCGAGGAACAUAUUAAGGAAGCACUGAGAGCUGUUGAUGAAGCAGGCUGUGAUAUUUUGACACGGAGACGUGUGCGCGAACGUGGUGAAGCACCGGGUGCUUUGUGGCACAUCUACGCCGCACGUGAUGCCGACAAAAUUCGGGAUUUGCUGAAUGCUGUUGCAUUGGAACGCGGCGCACGAUUGGAACCACACCAUGAUCCUAUUCAUGAUCAGAGCUGCUAUCUUGAUGGUCAUCUACGCGAACGAUUGUACCGUGAAUACGGCGUUGAAGGAUACGCAAUAGUUCAGUGUCUAGGUGACGCAGUAUUUGUACCAGCAGGUGCACCACAUCAAGUCCGUAAUCUCCACAAUUGUAUUAAAGUAGCCGAAGAUUUUGUGUCACCAGAAAACGUAUCCCACUGUUUCCACUUGACUCAAGAGUUCCGCGCCCUGUCGGACACUCACACCAACCACGAGGACAAACUGCAAAUAAAAAACAUUAUUUACCACGCGGUAAAAGACUCGCUGACUGUAUUGGCCAAUGCCAAGGAGGAGGCAUUGCAGGCCACCAAGGCCAAGUCAUCCGAGGUCAAGGUCAAAGACGAACCCAAGCGUGAAACUUGAUGAUCUUAAGCACCUGUACGAUGAUGAUCGUCAAUUGAAUUUAAAUAUUUAAACCAAUAAUUUAAAUCUCGCUUGCCGCGAGCUACCGAUCGGUCCCUCUCGGGUGCUGGUUCAUUUCUCAUAAAUAAAAUGAACUCCAAUUAAAAACGAGAGGCAAGUUGACAUGACGUUAAUACUGAUGAUGAUGGUGAUGAUGGAAACGAUGAUUUGUAUAAAAAAACAGCGUAAAGACGUGAAGAAAAUAGGAGAGACUUAAACGGAGUAUGCUCCAGUUCGUUGUGAUAUUUGAUUAGUAUGAGUUUUUUUUUUAAUUAAUUAAUUAAUUAUUAUUUUUUGUUCUCUUGUUUAUUUUUAAUUAUUGUCAAUGGCUAAGCCAUGUUCAAGUUGUCGUGUACUAUUCUUAUCUUAAUUUAAAUGUUAAUUACUUUAAUUAUAAUUGAUAACAACGAUAAUAAUGUAAUAUUUUUUUUUUAAUUUAAUUUAAUUUUCAUUUUUUAAACUUGUUGACUACGGACAUGAAAUCCGUGAGAUUAUUUUUUUUUUUUCGCAAUAAGAUUUACUGUGGAUACAAGCAAGAGUCGUCUCCCCUUGACUUCGCGUCCCACUGAUUGUGAUACCAAUAUUGGAAUCAUAAAUAUAUAUUAUAUAUAUAUUUAAUAGUGAAAAUAUAAAAUAAAAAACAAAAUGAAUAAUAAUUAUUUGUAAUUAAUUAUAUCGUGCCUGUAUCCAAUACAUACUUGUCUAUAUUAUAUUAUAUAUAAAAUGUAGAUAAUCGAUAAUUGAUAAUAAAUAAUAAUUAACAAUUAUUAUUAUUAUUAUUAUUAUUAUUAUAAAUAAGUAAGUAAAUAUUAAUAAGGAUAAUUACGUAUUGUAAUAAUAAAUUCCUAUUGGCAAUUCGCCAAAAAAAUUUAAAUACGGGAGUUUAUUUAUUAUUUUAUUUUAUUUCAUUAAAUAUUUUGUCAGUGCAAUUAUUUUUAUUUAACGCUAAAUCGAGUACUUGCCUUGGGUAAUUAUACGGACUAAAAAUAUAUAAAUAUAUAUAUAUGAUAUUAUUAUUAUUUUGCGGUUUAACGCAACUACUAAGACUUUAAUCACUGCCUCAUAGAAAAUCACAUUUUAAAAUUUAAAUUUUCAAAUUUAAAAAUCGCGCGCUAAAAAAAAUUUAUAAAAUAAAUUAUUUUUAGUUUUAUUAUUUAAUUACUAAGUACAGUACCGUCCGUUAAUGAAUACUGGACUUAAAAAAACUCAUUAGUAGUUAUAAUUAAUUAAUUAAUUAUAAAAAUUGAAAUUUAAAAAAGACAGAGGCUGACGUUUAAAAAAAAAAAUUUGAAUUUUUUUUCCAAGUGCCAACGGUCAAGACGCAGGUGCGAAAAUUUAAAAUUAUUUAUUUAUAUUUUUUAAAAUCUCGGGGCUCAAUAUUUCAUUAGACUUAAUAAUAAUAAUAAUAAUUCUAAUAAUAAUAAAAAUACUGAUGUACAAUUAUGCGUAUAAUUAACGAUCAUAUAUUUAUUUAAAAUAUAUAUUAAAUAAUUUUUCGCACUUUUAAAUGUCAAAGAUUUAAAAAACGGAUUAAUUUUAUUUGAUCUCAAUAUUUGUCUAGUAACAACGAGUUUAUAAAUUAUUUAACGUAUGUAAAGUUCUCUAGUGUUAAAUAAUUUUAAAACGGCCGGUGUAAAAAAUAAAUAUAAAUAUAUACAUAUAUGUCUGUGUAUUAUUGCAACAAGUGAAUAAUAAUAAUAAUUCAUUAUGUUACUUGUAAAUAAAUUAAAAAAAAAGGUAUAAAUAUAUAAAUAUGACAAAAAUUAGUUUUUAAGUUUGAAAAAAAAAUAACGGCACGAAAAUUACACCAGAUUAGUAAUAAAUAUAUAUAAAUAUAUAUAAAUAAUUAAUUAAUAAAAUAUUAAUUAGAAAAAAAAUAUUUAAAUGUUGCUGACAAUGCCGAAAAAAUUAAUUAAUUAAUUAAUUAAUUAGGUGAAAAUAAAAGUGUUUUAGUGUAAAUGCGCGCGUUAUAUAUAUAGUAAUAAAUUUGUACAUGUAAUUAUUAUUAAUUAUUAUAAUUAUUAAUAUUAUUAUUAUGUAUGACAAUUGUGAUGUAUGAGUGUAGAGAAGUAAAAAGGAUUUAAAAAAAAAGUGCGUGGGUGUACAAAAAAAAGCGGGUGUUUAAGUAUGAAUGCUAAUUACUAUAUUGGUGUAAUUAAUUGAAGGCUGGAGUAGUGGCGAUUUGGAAUAUUGAAUAAAUGAUAAGAUUUAAAUAAAAAUAAAAAAGUACAGAAUUGGGAUGAAAAGAGGUACUGAGAAUUUUAAAAUAAAAUAACGAUUUAUUAUUAUUAUUAAAUAAUAUUGUGGAUCCAUAGCCCAGUGUCCUGAACCACCGGCCACUCCUCCCAGUCAAGGCGAUUGUAAAACCGCUGGCCGGUGGGUAUGAGUAUAAUUUUUUGUACUGUGUAAAUGUAAGAACAUAAAAUGUUUGAAUAAGAAAAAUGUUUAUAUUA
Messenger RNA from Microplitis mediator, 11949 nucleotides. RefSeq names its product probable JmjC domain-containing histone demethylation protein 2C (gene Kdm3). The coding region runs from base 458 to 9457 and encodes 2999 amino acids. Gene Ontology annotation, cellular component: histone deacetylase complex; chromatin. NCBI's taxonomy places the organism in Eukaryota, Metazoa, Arthropoda, Insecta, Hymenoptera, Braconidae. The transcript is spliced from 17 exons. Gene Ontology annotation, molecular function: chromatin DNA binding; transcription coregulator activity; histone H3K9 demethylase activity. The record is from RefSeq and is a predicted model, not a curated record. Gene Ontology annotation, biological process: regulation of transcription by RNA polymerase II.